This is a messenger RNA of Dentiscutata erythropus, 855 nucleotides long. The record is from the annotation of a GenBank genome assembly. NCBI's taxonomy places the organism in Eukaryota, Fungi, Glomeromycota, Glomeromycetes, Diversisporales, Gigasporaceae.
AUGAAUCAAUAUCUAAAAAAAGCUUUAGACGACGGCUACAUAAAUUCAAUAGAUUACGACUCAUUUUCUGAUAUCGAAGAAGUUAAGCAAGAAGUAAAAAGUGAAGUUUUCAAAGCUUACUGGAAUCAUUCUGGUCAAGUUGUUGCAUUAAAAACUUUCGAUAUUUUUCCCGUGGGAAAUGAUUGUUCUUCAUUUGAAGAAUUUAUUCGUAAAUUUCAAUCAACUCAAGUUAUUAAAGAUAAUAACGUUGCUAAAUUUUAUGGUGUUAGUAAAGGACAAAUAAAACACUUCAUGAUAUUGGAGUAUGCCAAAGAUGGAAAUCUAAGGGAUUAUCUUCGCCAAAAUUUUAAAAAUCUUGAUUGGAAAAAAAAGAUCUCUAUUGGAAAGCAAAUUGCUAAUGGGCUUAAAGCUAUCCACGAUCAAAAUAUUGCUCAUAGAGAUCUGAAUAAACCAGAACAUGAAAUUCCAGUUCCAGAUACUCCAGAAAGAUAUCAAUUACUUUAUCAACAAGCUUGGAGUUUUCAUCCUCAAGAACGACCUUCGAUUGAAUAUAUUAAUGUGGAACUUGAUGAAAUGCCAAAGAAUUCAAAGACUUCUUUCUUUUCAAAGCCACAAGAUCUUUUUGGAAAAAAACCAAAAAAUUUUGUCUCCUCAUCUGUUAAUUCUUCAGCCCAAAUUAAUUCCGAUAAUUUCUCAACUCAAAUUCAUUCUGAUAACGCAAAUAUAAUUCACCAUCGAGCUGGUUCAGAAUCCACCAAUCCGUCUGUUUCAAAAAUCAUUCCUGAAAUUAAUGAUAGAAACUCAGGUCCACCACUUCCUAAAAAACCUUCUUAUAUUGAUACUAACCAGGAAACU